UCAUUUGUCAAUAUUAUCGUUAACGAGCGACAACAGCUUGUAAAAACAAUAAUAACACAAUACUGAGUCGUGUUAGUGGAAUUUAUAGUUUUUUAAGUCUUACUAUGUCUUAUUCCGUUACUGAACCAGUGCCCGGCUUACAACAAAAGAAAGUGUUCAAGAUUAUUGUGCUUGGUGAUUCUGGAGUGGGCAAAACGUGCCUCACUUAUCGUUUUUGUGAAGGACAGUUUUUAGACAAAUCUGAAGCUACGAUUGGUGUAGACUUCAGAGAAAGGACUAUAAAAAUACGUAAUGAAGAUAUAAAGUUGCAGCUUUGGGACACAGCUGGCCAAGAAAGGUUCCGCAAGUCAAUGGUGCAGCACUACUACAGGAAUGUGCAUGCUGUGGUUAUCGUUUACGAUGUCACCAAGCCAGAGACUUUCCAUUCAAUAUCAAGCUGGAUGCAAGAGAUCGAGUCGCACAGCCUCAUGAGCGCGCCGCGCGUGCUCGUGGGCAACAAGUGCGACUGCGGCACGCCCGAGUCGCGCCUGGCCACCACGUACGCGCAGCGGCUCGCUGACAAGUACGGCAUGCCGCUGUUCGAGACGUCGGCACUGCUGGACUCAGAGUGUGACAACGUGGAGUCGAUAUUCAUGACGCUCGCACACAAGCUGUACUCCAAACAACCCUUGCGAGUUAUAAGUGUGGAGGGAGAACAAGGUCCGAGGCUGGUCACUCUGCCGCGACAAAAACGAAGCAACCGCAAUGACACUUGCCCUUGUAGCUAAUUAUAAAUAAAUAAGAAGAUAUCCAGUUAAAUACUGGACAAAAGUAUGGAUAGAUGUUAAAGUCGAGUGUUAAAAGUGAGAAAUGUAUGAAAAAAUAUGAUAUACUGGUCGGUUUACGAAAUUGUGUGCCAAAAAUUUUCCAUGCGCCCUGUUGUUAGUUUAAGUUGGAAUUUAACGCGAUCGUAAUUUUUCCAGUUAAAUAAAGAAAAAAAUAAUAAUAAUAUCAAACUAAUACCUGAAUUGAUAAAAAAAAUUUUUGAAAGUAUCCCAUCACUUAAAUUUUUCCACUUAUUUUCUAUAAAAAGUAUUUCUGAUUCUGUUGAAUUACAAUAGUAAGUUACGACCUGUUGCGAUACGUCACCGUUAGCUAACAUAUUUUUGGUUGUUAAUUAUGCUUUUAGCUUUUAAAAUAAGGAAAGGAAUUUUAUUAAAUCUUUAAAGAUAUCACGGACUUCCAUGACAUGAAAGUAAUCUCCAUAAUAUAUUUAAAUGGUUGAAAACGAAAUAAUAAUUAACGGUGGUAUUUACGUCACUCUCAAGAAUUUGUAUAUUUUUAUAUAACACUAGCGGUCGGCCCCGGCUUCGCCCGUGGUACAUAUAUAGCCUAUAGCACUCAGGGAUCAUGUACAUAUCCAACGGUGAAACAAUUUUUGAAAUCGCUUCAGAAGUUCCUGAGGUUAGCGCAUUCAAACAAACUCUUCAGCGUUAUAUUAUUAGGAUCGUCGCACACGGACCACAAACGCCGCCAUAAGAAGCGAUCUCUAAGCAAUUAUUUUUAGCGUGUGGCGGCCGGCGUCUGCGUGUGCGCCGAGUCUGUAUAAAAUGUAUGAAAACUGACUCCUACUAUGGACUCUUAUGAUCUCUUAGGGUCGCCGAGGGACUCUUAGUAUCGACUUUAGUCAUAGAAAAUCAUAAUACGUUACGAACAAUCAAAGAGCUCAUAAAAGACUGUCGCACGAACUAGUCCGCCGAUAUUUUAAAUAUAUUUAUAAUAUGAGAGUUUCCACAGGCUUCGAUCGUAAAAUUAUGAGGUUACGGUUACGUUUAGGUGCAGAUUAAUAACUAAUAGAUUCUGUAGUAGAUAGUAUAUACUCGUUAUGAAAAAUAUUGUCAUUUUAAUUACAUAUACAUCAUAACAUUUUAUAGUAUAUAAUAUGUAACUUUAUGGAAAAUUUGAUAAUUGUACAAGGUUUUGUACGUUAUUGAUAUAGCAAUUAAGUAUACUUGAUUAUUUGAAGUACGUAACGGCGCCAGUUAACCGCCAAUUAACCGAAAUCUUGAUGUUUUUGUAUAGUUCUUAAAGGAUCUUUUUAAGAUGUUGUUUAGUUAACCGUUAUGUAAGUAAUGAUGGAAAUAAUGUCAUAAUGCAUUUUGAAAUAACGUAUAAUAAAUAGAUAACUACUUAUUUGUCUAGUAAUGUAAUAAUCACAAUGUAUUUAUACUAUAUGUUGGGUGCGAAUCGAGAUAACCUUAAAAGAAUGACUAAAUAAAACCAUAUCCUUUUCCUUCCCCUUCCUAGUUCUUUCCUUUAUUCUUCUUGCCAAUCCUUUCUUAACCCCUCCCCAUUCAUUAAAAGUCUUCCGAACCAUU
Messenger RNA from Zerene cesonia (dogface butterfly), 2357 nucleotides. Its product is annotated as putative Ras-related protein Rab-33. The record is from RefSeq and is a predicted model, not a curated record. Bases 105 to 767 code for a protein of 220 amino acids. Gene Ontology annotation, cellular component: endosome; Golgi apparatus. Lineage: Eukaryota; Metazoa; Arthropoda; Insecta; Lepidoptera; Pieridae. The transcript is spliced from 5 exons. Gene Ontology annotation, biological process: Rab protein signal transduction. Gene Ontology annotation, molecular function: GTPase activity; GTP binding.